AUGUCAUCACAUCCGGCGGAGCAACCGGCCAAGAAACAGACGAAAUGGUCGCCUGAAGAAGACUCUCUAAUCAUAGAGCUUCGUGGAAGUGGCAUGAAGUGGGAGGACAUAUCGAAAAGAUUGACUGGACGAAGCGCCAUAAGCUGUCGACUUCACUACCAGAACUAUCUGGAGAGACGUAGCGAGUGGGAUGAAGAGCGCAAGACAAAACUGGCUAGAUUAUACGACAGACUGAAACCUGAGAUGUGGGCGAAAGUUGCAGAAGAGAUGGCUGUACCAUGGCGAGCAGUGGAAGCAAUGCAUUGGAAGAUGGGAGAAGACGAAAUGGCCCGCAGGGCAGGUGUCUCGCCAUUCAUCCUGAACGCAUCUGCAACAGACGAAUAUCAUACAGGAAGCCACAGACACCCUCACAGAAGCCAUGCACAUUCUCGGUCGCAGGGCAGCAUAUUUCGAGACGCAAUCGACCCAACACGACCUUACGGCCGAAACGUCGUACCGUCCCUGCCGCCCAGUCCGGCCCCAGGCCGGAUUCCUGGUCCUGUUGUGCCGCGCAAUGCAGAACUAUUAACGGUAGUAGCUCCUUACAUACCCAUCCCCCUCGACCACAACGAGCAAAUGAAUGCAUAUUCACAUUCCGGAGGGGGUCCACUGGCACCGAUCCAAACCAGCCAGGGUCAGUCGAGGCCAGGAAUGCUUCCUGGUCUGGCUGAAUUGACAACUGGUGUCAGCCCCUACAGUACUCCUGCAUAUUCCAUCGGCGUUCCCACACUCAGCCCAGCCCAAAGCUCUACAGCAAGUCCUGGCCCCUUCAUGCCGGCCAUGACCUACUCCUCACUCGAUCCAGCUGGCUCAAAACGUCGAAGGAGCCCUUCUCUUGGUCCUCAUGACUCGAAUAGGAGAAGGCAUCUAAACACAACACUGGAGACAUCGAUACCGAGACACAUGCCUUGA
Messenger RNA from Truncatella angustata, 951 nucleotides. Its product is annotated as myb-like DNA-binding domain-containing protein. Gene Ontology annotation, biological process: regulation of DNA-templated transcription. Gene Ontology annotation, cellular component: nucleus. Lineage: Eukaryota; Fungi; Ascomycota; Sordariomycetes; Amphisphaeriales; Sporocadaceae. Gene Ontology annotation, molecular function: RNA polymerase II cis-regulatory region sequence-specific DNA binding; DNA-binding transcription factor activity, RNA polymerase II-specific. The transcript has 2 exons. Bases 1 to 951 code for a protein of 316 amino acids. The record is from RefSeq and is a predicted model, not a curated record.